Notodromas monacha is the source of this 924-nucleotide messenger RNA. The record is from the annotation of a GenBank genome assembly. NCBI's taxonomy places the organism in Eukaryota, Metazoa, Arthropoda, Ostracoda, Podocopida, Cyprididae.
GAUGAACGUGGACGGAUGAUACGACGUACGAUCAUGAGGUACGUCAUCCUCGGGAUUUCUUAUUCCAUGACGCUCUUCAGCAUCAACGUGAGAAAGCGUUUCAAUACCCUCGAAGACUUCGUGAGCUUUGGUUUAUUGGAAGAGGACGAGAUUCCAAUCAUCAGAAAAAUGGCAGAGAAGACGCAAAAGGUUUAUUGGCUGCCUCUGGUGUGGGCAGGAACCAUGACAGCGACAGCAAGAAAAGAAGGUAGAGUUGAAAACGACCUCGCCAUGAAAACUAUCCUUGACGAAAUUGUCAAACUGCGACUUCUUUGCGCAAAAUGCAGCUCCAUGGUCAUGGUCAAUGUGCCGUUAUCUUAUUCCCAGGUGGUGACGUGGGCGGUUUACGGCUUCUUCGCAGCAUGUCUCAUUGGAAGGCAAUUUGUGGCCGGAGAUUCCGAUAUUUACGUACCGGUGUUUACCAUCCUUCAGUUCCUGGUUUAUAUGGGAUGGCUGAAGGUCGCCGAGGCAUUAAUCAAUCCAUUCGGCGAAGAUGACGACGAUUUUCAGCUCUUAACCCUGAUUGAGCGAGGAUUAGAGAAAGUGAUCGACGAAGAAAAGGCGGAUAAUGUACAGUAUUCCAGCUCAGAUUCAAUUCGAAUUCUCCUCAAAGACAACUUUUCCUGGAGUUUCUCGACAACACCAGCAAAAAAAAAAGUUUUAUUUCGACCUGAAAGAGACCGGAUUUACACAGCAAAAGACCUCCUUCCGACCGGUUUUUUACCGCGGGAAAUUGCUGGGCGGUCUUCCGGAAGUCCGCAGGAAGAAGUUUACCCCACGACGUUAUCGCGGAAAUAUUAUAUCACUUCCGUUAUCAUGGGUGUGAGCGGGGAUUUCAUCAAUGACGACACAAAGGAUUCGAUGGAUGAAGGGGUAUGCGAAUGA